UCUGUCUGCGCAUUUGCAUCACAGGGCAACGCUCAGCGACGACCACUGAGAGUGUGUACAAAGCGGACUUUUUGACAGAGCGAUCACAAUGCCGUCGACUCUUACUGUUGCAGUGAACACAGCAUUCCUACGGAGCGUAGGAGGGAUGCUUACAUUUGCUGAAAUGGCCUGCGGCGUCGUGGCUUUCGCCAUGGCAGAAGGUUACGGGGGAUUUAACAUGAGAGAGUUUGUUGCGCUCAUCUCGUUUACAUAUUGGCUCAUAUCCUUCUACAUUCUUCUUUCGGGAUUGCUUUCCCUCACGGGUACAGUACUGCCGACAACGUUCUUUUUCUUGCUGUUCCAUGCCCUAGGAUUUCCCUUGUAUCUGGCUGGCGGUAUCGGUGCGCUAACCACAAUAUCGUGGCAUAGCGACUACUACACCUAUGGGUACUACGGAUAUGGUCGUGCGCAAAUGAUAACUGCAGGGGUUUUCGGCCUUGUAGCUUCUGUCUGCCACCUGGUGCACACUAUAUUCGUGUACAAGGGACGCUGAAGAGAUGCAACCUGGGGCCUACCAGUGGGGCCAGCCACGUAUAUGCCCGAGAAACAUUCAACUACAUUGUUACAAUGUUUUUCUUUUGUUUUUUAAGAGCGAAAAUAAAAGCAAAUGAACGUUGC
This is a messenger RNA of Ornithodoros turicata, 657 nucleotides long. RefSeq lists its product as uncharacterized. Lineage: Eukaryota; Metazoa; Arthropoda; Arachnida; Ixodida; Argasidae. The transcript has 4 exons. The record is from RefSeq and is a predicted model, not a curated record. Bases 89 to 532 code for a protein of 147 amino acids. Gene Ontology annotation, cellular component: membrane.